AUGCGUAUUGGGCCCCUUUCCCUGGUGCUGGUUUCCUACGUGCACAUCCUCUGGGACAUCCUGAAGAUCCAGUCAAAGGAUGACCACAGAAAAGCCUUUUCCACUUGCUCAUCCCACCUCUGUGUGGUUGAGUCCUACUUUGGCAUUGCCAUGGUGGUUUACUUGGUCCCAGACAAUAGUGAACAAGAGGAGCAGCAAAAAAUCCUUUCCCUGUUUUACACCCUCUUCAACCCACUGCAGAACACCCCCAUCUACAGUCUAAGGAACGUUCAAGUGAAGGCUGCCUUCAACAGGGCGUUGCAGAAAAAGAGGAUGGGGAAUACGGGAGACAAUAUGACAUCUGUCACAGAGUUCAUCCUCCUGGGAUUUCCCCUUGACCCAAGGAUUCAGAUGCUUCUCUUUGAGCUCUUCUUCUUGUUCUACAUCUUAACCCUGCUGGGGAACGGGGUCAUUCUGGGGCUCAUCUCACUGGACUCCAGGCUGCACACCCCCAUGUACUUCUUCCUCUCACACCUGGCCAUGGUCGACAUAGCCUAUGCCUGCAACACAGUGCCCCAGAUGCUGGUGAACCUCCUGAACCCAGCCACCAUCUCCUUUGCUGGUUGCAUGACACAGACCUUUCUUUUUUUGACAUUUGCUGCCACCGAAUGUCUUCUCUUGGUGGUGAUGUCCUAUGAUAGGUAUGUGGCCAUCUGCCACCCACUGCGAUAUUCUGCCAUCAUGAGCUGGAGAGUCUGUAUCAACCUGGUAGUGACUUCCUGGACCACUGGAGUUCUUCCGUCUUUGGUUCAUCUAGUAUUACUUCUCUCUUUACCAUUCUGUAAACCCCAGAAAAUUAAUCACUUUUUCUGUGAAAUCACGGCUGUUCUCAAACUUGCCUGUGCGGAUACCCACAUCAACGAAAUCGUGGUGUCGGCUGGAGCAAUUUUUGUGCUAAUCGGACCCUUCUCAUCAAUUGUCAUCUCAUAUAUGUGCAUUCUUUGUGCCAUCCUUAGGAUCCAGUCAGGAGAAGUUCAAAGAAAAGCCUUCUCCACCUGUUCAUCCCACCUCUGUGUGGUCGGACUCUUUUAUAGCACAGCCAUUAUCAUGUAUGUUGGGCCCCGAUAUGGGAGCCCCCAAGGACAGAAGAAAUAUCUCCUCCUGUUUCACAGCCUUUUCAAUCCCAUGCUUAAUCCCCUGAUCUAUAGUCUGAGGAACAAAGAAGUGAAGAAUGCCUUGAAGAGAGAGCUGAGAAUAGAAAGAGCUUUAUGA
Ceratotherium simum simum (southern white rhinoceros) is the source of this 1251-nucleotide messenger RNA. Lineage: Eukaryota; Metazoa; Chordata; Mammalia; Perissodactyla; Rhinocerotidae. The record is from RefSeq and is a predicted model, not a curated record.